CCUACAACCUUUUUUAUAUUCCCUUUUUUGUAACCUUCUUUCCCUCUUUAACUUCAGCUCACAUUGCCCCCAAUUCUUAACAUGGCAUCCUCGCAUUCUCUCUCUUCCUCCAUGGAAGCAGCCCUCACAAGCUCAAAUCUAGUCUCCUCUAGGUUUUCCGAAACGCCGCCAUUAUUUCAAUCCAUCAUCAAACAGUCUAACAGGCGCAGCACUACUGGUUAUCUCAAAAUUAGUUUUAAUCCGCCGACUACCAGCUCCUUUUGCGGCGGGUCAACCCGUUUAGUGGUUACCCGGGCUGACCUUUCUGGUGAAACCGGUUCUGAAGAAGAGGAGAAUGAUAAUGGGUUUGGUUUAGUUCCUGAACCAACUUUUUCCUUGUCCCAGUCCAUUACUCGUAAUGCUAAAUGGCUAGUUCAGCUUUAUUGUGAUGGACUCUCUCAUAUUCUGAAGGGUAAUUCAGAUAAACGAGAAACAAACAAAAAUGAUUUGAAUCAAGCUCCAAAAGUGGUUACACCCCUUGAGCACUCAACUGGUGGGGGAACAAGGGCUGGUCUCUUCAGAACUCCCAUUUCUGGAGGUGUACAAAGUGCAACCUCAGCUCAUGGCCUACCUAAACCUGCCUUAGCUGUCCGCAAUCUAAUGGAGCAGGCUAGAUUUGCUCAUUUAUGCACAGUGAUGUCGCGGAUGCAUCAUCGGCGAGAAGGCUACCCAUUUGGCACACUUGUAGAUUUUGCGCCAGAUUCUAUGGGGCAUCCAAUAUUUUCGUUCUCACCAUUAGCUAUACACACCCGUAAUUUGCUAGCUGACCCAAGAUGCACACUGGUUGUACAGAUCCCUGGAUGGAGUGGUUUAUCUAAUGCAAGGGUAACGAUAUUUGGUGAUGUCUAUCCACUACCUGAAGAUCAACAGGAAUGGGCACACAAGCAGUAUAUAGCAAAACAUCAGCAAGGUCCUUCUCAACAAUGGGGAAACUUUUUUUACUUUAGGAUGCAAAAUAUAAGCGAUAUAUAUUUCAUUGGAGGCUUUGGCACUGUUGCUUGGGUGGAUGUUCAGGAGUAUGAGACACUUCGGCCUGAUAAGAUUGCUGUUGAUGGUGGCGAACAAUAUCUUAAGGAGCUCAAUGCAUUAUUUUCAAAGCCUCUAAAAGAUCUUUUAUCGCAAGAAGCUGAGGUGGAUGAUGCUGCUUUGAUAUCCAUAGAUAGCAAGGGGACAGAUGUCCGUGUCCGCCAAGGUGCACAGUUUAACGUACAGAGAAUAUCAUUUGAAGAAGGCCAUUCAGUUGAAACACUAGAAGAAGCCAAGGCAGCACUCUGGAAACUGAUAAAUGGAGGUCGAGUUUACAAUUUGCAGAAAUGAAAAUUGCAGUAUGCAUCUAUUUAACUUAAGGAGUCGGAACAAUAGGUGGAAUAGCCAGUGUAAGGUUGUCGGUGAUGCUGUUACAAGAAUCAGUUCGUCACUUUUUUCUGCGGAAGUAUUAACUUUAUAGUCUUAUAGAGGUUAUGGUUGUGGGUGGGCUAAGUUCUACAGAAAACUGACUUCUACCAACUUAAAAUUUGCAGUGUAAGGUUGUUGGUGAUGGUGUUUCAAGAAUGUUCUCAUCACAUUUUCCUGACAAAGUGUGAACUUGUAGCAAUUAAAAAGGGUCCUCUUUUGCGUGGGUGUUUGUGGGCUGAGGUUUAAACUAAAGUCCAUUAGCUUGAAUUCGGUGGUUUUUCAAACAGCUACUAAUUUCCAUGUAGAGAAUAAAUUAUGGGAUUAGAAUCACUUUUCUUGCCUAAAUUAUCUGCACAGACGUAAGAUUUUACUGUUUGGUGCUGAAUGUUAAUUGAAAUGCAUUUUCUGCCACCAGAA
This is a messenger RNA of Lycium ferocissimum, 1851 nucleotides long. RefSeq lists its product as uncharacterized. The record is from RefSeq and is a predicted model, not a curated record. The coding region runs from base 82 to 1356 and encodes 424 amino acids. The transcript is spliced from 9 exons. Lineage: Eukaryota; Viridiplantae; Streptophyta; Magnoliopsida; Solanales; Solanaceae.